AGGCGCUCGUCGUCCGGCCGUCCCAGUCCGACGCCGACGCCUUCCUGGGCUUCGCCGCGCGGUUCUGCGGCCGGCCGCCGCGGCAGCCCGCUGGGGGCGGCCGGCCCAGCUCGGCGCCGGAGGAGCUGGACGACCUGCAGCGUGCCGCUGUCACGGCCGCGCCGCGGCCGCUGCCGGGCUUCGGAGAGCCGCCGCCCGACGAGCCAGCGAAGCUCCGCGGCGCGGGCGUCGGGGAGCGGCCGCCGGUGGUGCAGGCGGGCGCGGGAGGAAUCCGGCCACUGCCAGACGUCUCUGUGAUGAUGUCGCAGAUCUGCGGCAAGGCCGUGCUGUGCGCCCCGCCGGCGGCGGGGCGGCGCGCCCCGCCCGCGGGGCAGGCGCGGGGAGGCCGCGCGGAGGACAGGUGGGACCGGCUGGACGUGUACAGGGGCAAGGUCGACGCCGUCUCCGAGAUCCGGCAUAUGCUGCCGUGAGGGCGGCUCGCGGCCUCGGCCCUGGCGCCGCGGCCCCUUCCAUCGCUCCUCCUCUGGCUUGCCUCCUCCUCCCCCCGUCCCUCCCUCUGGCAGGCGUGGGCUCCGCCGCCCCCCCCCAAAUUCGAGAGAGCCGCUGCUGCACGCGGCUCGCAGGCCCCGCGGCUUCCGCCGCGCCCCCAGGGCGCACUGCCGCUCGUGCUCCCCCGCGGAUGUGGUGGCCUUUGUUUCUUCUGCAUUCGUCGUCCUUUUGCGUCCUUUGUUCACCCCGACCUGCUGGUGCAUGCCGAACAAUGCAGAAGCGUGGCACCCCUUUGCGUUUCACUUGCGGCCACCUGCGCAUACCUGGCAAGCGCAGGAAAGGGGCGCGUCGUUUUCCAGACGGAAGGUGUGCGGAUGGGCGGGAUGGCGAUACGCAGCCUUCGUCGUCUUUGUCC
Messenger RNA from Prorocentrum cordatum, 904 nucleotides. The record is from the annotation of a GenBank genome assembly. NCBI's taxonomy places the organism in Eukaryota, Dinophyceae, Prorocentrales, Prorocentraceae.